Trichoderma reesei QM6a is the source of this 1497-nucleotide messenger RNA. RefSeq lists its product as uncharacterized. The record is from RefSeq and is a predicted model, not a curated record. The transcript is spliced from 3 exons. The annotation marks the transcript as partial. Gene Ontology annotation, molecular function: heme binding; oxidoreductase activity, acting on paired donors, with incorporation or reduction of molecular oxygen; monooxygenase activity. NCBI's taxonomy places the organism in Eukaryota, Fungi, Ascomycota, Sordariomycetes, Hypocreales, Hypocreaceae.
ACUUUUGCCCUCUUCCUGCUCCUCGUUCUCGCCAUCUGGCACUAUCUUGAUACUUCUAGGCAUGACUCCAGGGAACCACCGUCUGUGAGCCCUUCGAUACCACUCAUUGGCCACUUUCUGGGAUUCUACCAGCAUGGGGUCAACUAUUUGGACCAUCUGAGCCAUCGCACAUCAUCGCCUGCGUACACUCUCAGCAUGAUGGGUCAGAAAAUUUAUGUCGUCACGUCCCCAGGCCUGUCUCACGCUGCGCUCAAGUCCAAGUCAAUGUCCAUGGAUCCUCUGAUUGCGAAGACGAGCAGUAACAUGUUGGGACUAAGUAAGGAAGCCGGGCACUAUUUUGGGCUCGACCAUGCCGGGCUUUACAGAGAUACCCUGGCCUUGAGAGAGCGGCGCGAGGAGUACAGUCACUCCCUCGCCCCUGGUCCAGGCGUAAAUCUACCAGCUCAGCAUUUCUCAGACGCAGUGGCUGAAGCAGUUAAUGCUUUUGGUACCGAAUGGGUAACGAGAGACUUUUUCAUAUGGGUGCGGGACGUCAUUACCCUAGGCACCGGCAAUGGCUUAUACGGCCCGAAAAGUCCAAUGGCUGUUGACAAUACUCUCAUUCAAGACAUAUGGACAUUUGAUGAGACUCAACUACGGCUCAGCUGGGGUGUCCUGCCCCUUCUCGUCGCACCCACCGGCGUACGAGCCGUUUCUAGAAUUUCGCAGGGCUUCCAAGACUUCAUUCGAAAUGGAAGGGUCGAGUCUGCUAGCGAGGCCGUCAAGUCGGGGAUUGCCACAGCCCUCAAGCUGAAUGUAAGCAUCGAGGAUUGUUCUCGUAUCGAAGUGUUCAAGAUUUCCGUUGCUACGGUGAACACAGUGCCUACAACUGUUGCCAUGAUACAGAAUAUUCUCGCCAAGCCAUCUCUGCUACAACUCCUACGUAAGGAGCUUGCAGCCGUCCUAUCUAUACACGAUUCUCCCGCCGGUCGUGAGGCCGAGCUUGACGUCGGACUCAUUGAGGCGGAGUGCCCGUUACUCCUUGCUUGCUACCAGGAAGCUCUCCGCGUCGGCUCCACGCCCACAUGCAAUCGGGUCGUUCUGGAAGACGUCGUGCUGAACGACCCAGAUACCGGUCGUCAAGUUCUCUUCAAGAAGGGCUGGAGGGUCUGUAUCCCAACAUUCCUCCUGCACAACCGAGACAGCUUCUGGGGCGGAGACGCUGAGACUUUCGGGCCCGAGAGGUUUCUCCCCGGCGGUGUUGGUACAGACAAUCAUGGGAGAGUCAGGACCCAGGGAUUCGUCCCAUAUGGCGGUGGCGCCCAUUUGUGUCCCGGUCGCCACUUGGCUAAGAAGGAGAUCCUCGCCGCAGGCGCGUUAAUGAUCAUGGCUCUCGACUAUGACGCAGAGAAUGGGUUUACGGCGCAGAAAUAUACAUCCAGCAAAGGGGCAAAGAGACCAGUUGGGUUGAAAAAUAUCCGCAUAAGGCGGCGCAGUGGAUGGGAGAGUGUUCACUGG